AUGGACGCAGAAUCGGAAGGAAUUCCACCGGUUGCGACCGGUAGUGGCCAGACGUCCGCCACCACCGACACAGAUUUUGACCUUGCGGCAAAACGAAAAAUGUUCAUGUCGCAACCCUCCACUGUGGCGAUUCGCCGACAGCAAGCAGUCUGUGUACGACGGGCGCACAAAAUCUACGGCACCAAAAAGAACCCGAACGUCAUCCUGGACGGGUUGAACAUGACGGUACCCAAAGGCUCGAUCUAUGGGCUGCUGGGUGCAUCGGGCUGCGGUAAAACGACACUGCUCUCGUGUAUUGUCGGUCGACGUAGACUGAAUUCUGGCGAGAUCUGGGUGCUUGGCGGACGGCCCGGUUCGCGCGGUUCCGGCGUACCAGGGCCACGCGUUGGUUACAUGCCGCAGGAGGUGGCACUGUACGGUGAGUUCACCAUUCGCGAAACGCUCAUCUACUUCGGCUGGAUCUACGGUAUGACCACGGAUCAGGUGGAUGAAAAAACAGACUUCCUGUGCAAGCUGCUGCAGCUGCCGAAUGCAUCACGGUUCGUGAAAAAUCUCUCCGGAGGCCAGCAGCGACGCAUGAGUCUCGCGGCGGCCCUCUUGAACGAACCCGAGCUGCUCAUCCUCGACGAACCCACCGUCGGUGUGGAUCCGGUACUGCGACAAAGCAUAUGGGACCAUCUGGUGGAGAUCACCAAGUCCGGCAAUACGACCGUCAUCGUGACGACGCACUACAUUGAGGAAACCCGACAGGCCCACGUGAUCGGACUGAUGCGUGGUGGCAAGUUUCUGGCGGAGGAGUCACCCGCGGAUCUGUUAGCUCAGUACCAAGCGGAAUCACUCGAGGACGUGUUCCUGAAGCUGUCAGUGCUGCAAAAUAUGGGCAAACGAAGACGUUCGUCGAUCGCGCAAGAGGUCGUGGAGCAUGUGCGCAUACCGGCAAUCAGCAAUCCGGCGCUGGACCUUUCACCGGAAGAAGAUCACGGCGAAAUAUCCGGAGAAUUUGGCGACAAUAUAUCCAUGUCAUCUCGGGGGCCUGAUGCGGUUACGCCAGAAAUUCAAGCACCUCCAUUACCACCGGAAGAGGAUACGAAGACACCGUUCGUUGACUACUUGAAGAUCAUCAAGCCCAACCACAUGCGUGCUUUGAUUUGGAAAAAUUUCCUCUGGAUGUGGCGUAACGUCGGCGUGAUGGCUUUCAUAAUUGGAUUACCGGUGGCACAGAUCAUUCUUUUCUGCUGGGCGAUCGGACAUGAUCCCGUUGGGUUGAAGCUGGCUGUUGCAAACUACGAGCUGGAGGAGGCAGGCUUCGGACUCCAGGACUGCCCAGUUUACCCCGGAUGCAACUAUUCUUUGCUUAGCUGUCGGUACAUGGAAUAUUUGAAAAAUAGAAGCGUAGUAAUAGAGCUCUUUUCCACCGAAAGCGACGCGUUACAAGAAGUUAGCCGCGGAAAGGCGUGGGGUGCACUCGUGUUCGCUUCGAACUAUUCCGAUUCGCUCGUGGAUCGAACCGAACGAGGCCGUGAUGUGGACGAUUUCACAGUAGACGCAUCAAAUCUUGCUGUUACCAUGGAUAUGUCAAAUCAACAGAUAGGAACACUUCUCUACCGGGACAUCCAGUACGCCUUCUUUGAUUUUAUCGAAAACAUACUGACGGACUGUGACGUGAACCCAUCGAACGGGCGAAUUCCGUUCCAAUGGAACAAACCCGUGUACGGUGAUCGGACACCAAAUUUCACCGACUUUGCCGCACCUGGUGUGAUUCUCACCAUCAUAUUCUUCCUCUCGGUCGCGCUAACAUCUGGCGCCAUGUUGAUCGAACGGAAUGAAGGAAUUCUGGAGCGUUGCCUUGUCUCUGGCAUUACCGGUAUCGAGAUUCUUUUCUCCCACGUUACCACCCAGUUCCUGGUGAUGUGCUUCCAGACAGCGCUCGUCAUGGUGUUCAGCUUCUCCGUCUUUAACCUCACCAACCGAGGCGACAUCGUGUGGGUUAUACUGCUCACCAUUCUGACCGGUCUCUGCGGCAUGUGCUUCGGUUUCGUCGUAUCCUGCUCCUGUGAUAAUGAACGUUCCGCUACGUAUAUGGCGAUGGGUAGCUUCCUGCCGAUCGUCAUGCUGUGCGGCAUCAUCUGGCCGAUCGAAGGCAUGCAUCCGCUCGUGCGUGUGUUCUCCGUCUUUCUGCCACUCACCAAAUCGACCGAAUCGUUACGCUCCAUACUGCAGCGUGGCUGGCUAAUCGAGGACCCGAACGUAUACAUCGGGUUCGCCUCGACCGCCAUCUGGAUCGUGAUCUUCCUUACCAUUAGUAUACUGUUGCUCAAGUUCAAGAAGGGAUAA
This is a messenger RNA of Anopheles marshallii, 2334 nucleotides long. It is a transcript of the gene osy, whose product is annotated as ABC transporter G family member 23. The coding region runs from base 1 to 2334 and encodes 777 amino acids. Gene Ontology annotation, cellular component: membrane. The transcript has 7 exons. The record is from RefSeq and is a predicted model, not a curated record. Gene Ontology annotation, molecular function: ATP hydrolysis activity; ATP binding; ABC-type transporter activity. NCBI's taxonomy places the organism in Eukaryota, Metazoa, Arthropoda, Insecta, Diptera, Culicidae.